ACUGCUGCUUACUUCUCACUACCUACAAGUUCUUAGAAAUGGGAGCCUUGGGACAGCCAAGGCCUUAUUGGCUCAUUUCAGUGUUUUAUGGUUUGGCAUUGUGCUUCUUAGCAAGUACUACUGUUCUUGCUAACAAUCCUUACACUUAUUUUUCACCACUACUUCCUCUAUACCCUCUUCCCAAGUAUCAAUUACCACCACCAAAUUAUCCUACCCACCCUCCACAGCAAUACAAGUCACCACCACCCCCGCCACCGCUAAAGCAUGUGAUACAUCCCCCGCCACCCUCACCUUCACCUCCACCUCCUUAUGUCUACAAGUUACCACCACCCCCAUCACCUUCACCGCCACCUCCAUAUGUAUACAAGUCUCCACCACCCCCAUCACCUUCACCACCACCUCCGUCACCUUCACCUCCUCCUCCCUAUGUCUACAAGUCUCCUCCACCCCCACCCCCAUCACCUUCACCGCCACCUCCCUAUGUCUACAAGUCGCCACCACCCCCAUCACCUUCACCACCACCUCCAUCACCUUCACCUCCUCCUCCCUAUGUCUACAAGUCUCCUCCACCCCCAUCACCUUCACCGCCACCUCCCUAUGUCUACAAGUCGCCACCACCCCCAUCACCUUCACCACCACCUCCAUCACCUUCACCUCCUCCUCCCUAUGUCUACAAGUCUCCUCCACCCCCAUCACCUUCACCGCCACCUCCCUAUGUCUACAAGUCGCCACCACCCCCAUCACCUUCACCACCACCUCCGUCACCUUCACCUCCUCCUCCCUAUGUCUACAAGUCUCCUCCACCCCCACCCCCAUCACCUUCACCGCCACCUCCCUAUGUCUACAAGUCGCCACCACCCCCAUCACCUUCACCACCACCUCCAUCACCUUCACCGCCACCUCCCUAUGUCUACAAGUCGCCACCACCCCCAUCACCUUCACCACCACCUCCAUCACCUUCACCUCCUCCUCCCUAUGUCUACAAGUCUCCUCCACCCCCAUCACCUUCACCGCCACCUCCCUAUGUCUACAAGUCGCCACCACCCCCAUCACCUUCACCUCCUCCUCCUCCGUAUGUUUACAAGUCUCCACCACCCCCAUCACCUUCACCACCACCACCAUACAUUUAUAAAUCACCACCACCACCAUCUCCGUCACCACCUCCUCCUUAUGUUUACAAGUCUCCACCAUCACCAUCUCCAUCACCUCCUCCUCCUUACGUCUACAAGUCUCCACCCCCACCAUCACCCUCACCACCUCCACCAUAUGUAUACAAGUCCCCGCCACCUCCUUCUCCAUCACCGCCACCUCCUUAUGUUUACAAAUCUCCACCACCACCUUCUCCAUCACCGCCUCCACCAUACGUCUACAGGUCCCCACCUCCUCCAUCUCCAUCACCGCCUCCUCCAUACGUCUACAAGUCACCACCACCUCCUCCUCCCUAUAUUUAUAAGUCACCUCCACCACCCUCACCGUCACCUCCUCCUCCUUAUGUAUACAAGUCCCCACCUCCACCUUCCCCAUCACCGCCACCUCCAUAUGUCUCUAAGUCUCCCCCUCCACCAUCUCCCUCACCUCCUCCACCAUACUACUACAAGUCCCCUCCAUCUCCAAAGCACUACUAAGCUUACGUACGGCUACAGUUACGUAAAAAACUUGAAUCCGUUGGAAUAACUUCUUCGCUUUUGGAUGUGGGUUUACAAUUUAUUCGCUUUUUUAGUUUUGUUUCUCUUACCAAAACAAAAAGUGUUUACUAAUGAAUGGUUAUGAGGGUACGUGUAGCUCGACCCCUCGUGUAAUAUCAUAUAUAUUUGUUGUAACCUCACUGUAUUACUUUUUUAAAUAAAUGAAAGCGAAGCAGAUGAAUCUUUGUGUGUGUA
This is a messenger RNA of Rosa rugosa (rugosa rose), 1880 nucleotides long. RefSeq names its product extensin-2-like. The transcript has a single exon. Gene Ontology annotation, molecular function: structural constituent of cell wall. The record is from RefSeq and is a predicted model, not a curated record. Gene Ontology annotation, biological process: plant-type cell wall organization. NCBI's taxonomy places the organism in Eukaryota, Viridiplantae, Streptophyta, Magnoliopsida, Rosales, Rosaceae. The coding region runs from base 39 to 1625 and encodes 528 amino acids.